CGAGCGCGCGCACAGACACGCACACACACUACCGCGAGUCGCGACUCACUCACAUGGUUGUAGAUGGGCACCGUGGAUGACAUUAAUCUGAAGUUAAUCCUGUAAAAUAUUCCGUGGUCAAUGCUUUUUGAAUGUAUGUGCCGUGUUACUUUCAUGGUUACUUCGGCGCUGUUCUUAUUUCGUGCGUGCGUCCUUGCGUGUUAACUGAUCUCUGCAUUGUUCACUCAUCCUAAACACCACACAUUUUUUUUCAGAACAUGCGUAAUGGAUCAGAGACAAGAAGAUUCGACGGCCACUGUGGAUGUAGCAGAAGGUCUUGAAAUGUUAGAGAUACGAAAUGAUGUAGAACCCAGUCGAACCACAGAGUAUCAUCCUCUCCUCUGCCCUUAUGCUGUGGAGGAAUUCGAGUUGCCCACCAGCCUUCAGCUUCAUGAUCUGCCAUUGUUCCCUCAGUGGCACCUGCCACUCAAGCUCACGGCUUCCUUGAUGGUUUCCACGUUCCUCUAUACACUGCUAAGGGACGUGGUGCAACCGCUGGUCACCCAGAGCCGGAAUGACUCCUACAAGAUCCCCAUCCUGGUAAUGAACAAAGUGCUACCCUGGACCUCCAUCACCUUGCUGGCCACCGUGUACCUGCCCGGGGUGCUGGCAGCAAUCCUUCAACUGCACAGAGGCACCAAGUACAGCCAGUUCCCCGCAUGGCUGGUGAGGUGGAUGUCUGCGAGGAAGCAGCUGGGUCUGCUGUCCUUCCUGCUGGCCUGCCUACACGCCCUCUACAGCCUCAGCUACCCCAUGAGGAGGUCCUACAGGUACAAGCUGCUCAACUGGGCCUACCAGCAGGUGAAGCAGGAUAAAGAGGAUGCAUGGGUGGCGGAUGACGUGUGGAGGAUGGAGAUCUACGUCUCCCUUGGAAUUCUGGGACUUGGAGUCCUGGCGGUGAUUGCUAUGUCCUCUUUGCCAUCCGUGAGUGGGUCGUUCAACUGGAGAGAGUUCCAGUGCAUUCAGAGAACCCUGGGAUACCUGUCUCUGCUACUGUGCACUGCCCACUGCCUGGUGUUUGGCUGGCGGAAGUGGGUGGAGCUGAAGCACUACGUGUGGUACACCCCACCGUCCUUCAUCCUGGCCUCGCUGCUUCCUGCCCUCGUGCUGUUGGUCAAGAUGGUGCUGUGUCUGCCGUGCCUGGACCGGAGGCUGGAGCGGAUUCGCAGAGGCUGGGAAAGACCGCACUGCCAGUAGCUAGCUACACACAUGGGGUAACCCCAGUAGGUGCCAGCAUUUCAGACAGCUUUAAGACUUCUUCAGGACUUUUUAAAAUGUGCUAUUAUAUUGUCCUCUUUACAGCAAAAGUAAAAAGACAAAGGCACAUAAUUGGUCAUUGGUUGAGGCCGGUAUCAAGAUGCUUGCCAUGCACUUGACUAAUAAUAAGCAUUUAGUCAUCUGAACCAUUUUGUCACAUGUAAAUGGAUACAAUCUGCUGUGAAUGGAUACAACUUGGUGUGCAUGGAAACACCUUGCUGAGCAUCCCUACCCUUUUCAGCUUCUGGCAUGGAUUGCUCACACUGUACGUCAAAUCAAAGCUUCAUUGUUAUAUUGUUACAUGCACUAGGCUGUAUUGCAGUUCUUUCCACAAUGAAACCAAAAGGCAAGGCCAUGGAGAUGGAAAGUAAAAUACUGUAAGGAUGUGACACCAUCUUACAGGGUGAUGGGUCCACCCAUGUAAAGCAAUACUACAUGGAUGUAAGAUGUUGAGACCUAAUACAACAAGGCCUGUGGUGGAGACUCCUUGGACGACCAACCAAAAGUUAGCCGGGGAACAUGCUUGUUGUGUGACUUCAAUUACACACACAACUGCGUGCGACCUUGUGCACAUACUUGCAAAAGAGCUAUCAGAGUGCUACACAAGAUACUGGCGGUAUCAUUUAGGAGGCAGAUGGCAAAUGGGGCUCUCGUUAAUAUUUUCCAUCAUUGUUGCACUCUACUGCAACCUGAACAUGGAAGUUCGGAAGAUUGCCCCUCACGGUUCUGCCAGUAUUGUACUGUACGCACAUGUCUGCGUACCUUGUGCCUGAUGCUCUUAACGCAUGGAAAAUUGACAUAAAAUAUACGCAUGGCACACGCAUAUCCUGCAACAAACAUGUCCCUGGCCUUAGUGUCACUUUCAGACCCUUGCAACAACCUUUAAAAAAAACCUCCAUCAUAAACACACAUGCGAAGUCUGCACUAAUAUUACAGAAAAAGGUAACCCCAGCAAGCUGACUUUUCUAUCUGGCUGGCGUUUAAUUGACUUCACCAGAUCCAUUACUUUGUGUUAAAUUAUGAAUGAGUCAUAUGAUAUUUAGUUAUGUGGGACUAAACUGAAAAAAACAAACUUGUAAAAAAAAAACGUUUCUGUGUUCACUUAUGCUUGUGAAUGAAUAUGAGUUUAACUGUAAUGUUUCAAGUGUGAUAUAUGUAAAAGGUUACAUUGACAAAGGUAAGACUAUUAGUCAGUAGUUAUAUAGUCAUUGUACAUUUUCCCAUUGAUACGUAACAAAAUGACUUUUAUAUUAUUUAAUAAACUUACAAAUAUUUGAA
Molecule: messenger RNA, 2574 nt
Organism: Engraulis encrasicolus (European anchovy)
Lineage: Eukaryota; Metazoa; Chordata; Actinopteri; Clupeiformes; Engraulidae
Product: STEAP1 protein-like
Exons: 5
Coding region: 265-1236 (323 amino acids)
Cellular component (GO): plasma membrane; endosome
Source: RefSeq, a predicted model, not a curated record